AUGGCUUUGAAUGUGGGUGGCUUAGUUGGUCUGAUUGUGUUUUAUCUAAUAACAUUGGGGACUGGCCUUUGGGCUUCUUGGAAAAGCAAAAGGGAGAAGAGACAGAACCCCAGCGAAGUGGCCAUCGUGGGUGGCAGAAACAUGAACUUCUGGGUUGGAUUGUUCACUGCAACUGCAACGUGGGUAGGAGGCGCUUAUAUCAACGGAACGGCUGAAAUUGUCUACCUUCCUUCAAGAGGACUAGUGUGGGUUCAGGCACCAGCAGGGUUUGCUUUGUCCCUUCUUAUUGGUGGGCUCUUCUUUGUUGAUCCAAUGAGAUCCAAGAAUUAUUUGACCAUGAUGGAUCCAAUCCAAGAAGCUUAUGGGAACAUGAUGGGAAGUCUCUUGUUUAUUCCAUCCUUAAUAGCGGACAUUUUCUGGUUUGCAGCUAUUCUUGCAUCCUUAGGUGCAACCAUGAAAGUUAUUUUGGAUAUCCAAGGGUACUUAGCCAUCAUUAUCUCUGCAUGCACCGUCGUUCUCUAUACUUUUCUGGGAGGUCUGUACUCGGUCGCAUAUACUGAUGUCAUACAGCUGGUCUUUAUAAUGGCUAGCCUGUGGAUUUGUAUCCCAUUUGCCAUGAUGAACUUUGCGACAGAAAGCAUUUCAAGUACCAUUACCCAUGAGAUAUUUCAAGCACCUUGGGUUGGAAAAAUAGAAGUGCAUGAUGUUGGAAGGUGGCUGGAUGACUUCUUAUAUUUGGUUCUUGGGAGCAUUCCCUGGCAAACCUAUUUCCAGCGAAUGCUCUCAGCUUCUUCCUCAAAACAAGCCAGGCUCAUUUCGUACCUCUCUGGAAUGGGGUGCUGCAUGCUGGCGAUCCCCUCUGUGCUCAUCGGAGCAGUUGCUGCCUCCACAGAUUGGAAUCAGACUGACUAUGGCCUUCCAACACCCAAUGACAGAGGCGACUCAGCUCUCAUACUUCCUUUAGUUCUCCAAUAUCUCUGCCCAACAUAUGUUUCCAUUGGCGGCUUGGGGGCCAUCGCGGCUGCAGUGAUGUCUUCUGGGGAUUCCGCCCUGCUCUCCGCAAGUUCCAUGUUUGCUCACAACAUUUAUAGGAAAAUUCUGAGGAAAAAGGCAACAGAGAAAGAUGUAUUAUGGACAAUGAGAGCUUCCAUAGUUGUCUUUGGGUCAUUGGCUGCAGCCUUGGCAUUUUAUUCCCAUUCUGUUUAUGACCUCUGGUUCCUUGGAGGGGAGCUUGUGUAUGCCCUCCUGUUCCCUCAGUUGUGCUGCGUCCUGUUUAUUCCUAACACGAACGCUUAUGGCUCAGCCGCUGGGUUCUUCUUUGGAUUUCUGCUGCGACUGCUGGCAGGGGAGCCCUCUCUGAAGAUCCCGCCGCUGAUCUGUUACCCGGGAUGUUCUCUUGUGGAUGGGGCCUAUGUUCAGCGGUUCCCCUUUAAGACGGUCACGAUGUUGCUCACUCUAUUGACCAUCAUUUCUGUUUCAUAUCUGGCAGCCUUUGUGUUUAGGAGAAACCUUCUUCCUCGUGAAUGGGACUUUUGUAAGUUAAUAAAGGAAGACCCUGUGCUUAUUUCCUUACCCCUGAAAGAAAAAGAGAUGGAGGGGCAAAAAGACGAAGAUGAUGAGAUAAUGGGGGGAGGAAAAUAG
Messenger RNA from Eublepharis macularius, 1641 nucleotides. RefSeq names its product high-affinity choline transporter 1-like. Gene Ontology annotation, cellular component: plasma membrane. The coding region runs from base 1 to 1641 and encodes 546 amino acids. Gene Ontology annotation, biological process: transmembrane transport; choline transport; acetylcholine biosynthetic process. The transcript is spliced from 8 exons. The record is from RefSeq and is a predicted model, not a curated record. Gene Ontology annotation, molecular function: choline:sodium symporter activity. Lineage: Eukaryota; Metazoa; Chordata; Lepidosauria; Squamata; Eublepharidae.